AUGGACGUCUCGGAGAAGUUCUACCGAGGAAGAGACGCCAUCAGCGCUGGACACUGUGACAGAGAAGACACCAAAUCAGUUUGUGGCAAGCCCUGGUGGCCGGAGGACAAGGACGUGAGCCGCCACUGGCCCUGGGAGGUGAGCCUCCGCGUGGAAGAUGAGCACGUGUGUGGAGGGGCCCUCAUUGGCCACAAAUGGGUGGUGACCGCUGCCCACUGCAUCAAAGGCACCAAAGAGUACUCCGUGACUCUCGGCACCGCUCAGCUGAAGCCCGCGAACCCCAGGAGGGCCGUCUCGAUCCAGGUGAAGGACAUCAUCAUGCACCCCAAGUUCUGGGGCCGGACCUUCACCAUAGGCGACGUCGCCCUCCUGCAGUUGCACACUCCCGUCGUCUUCAGCAAGUACGUGCAGCCCAUCUGCCUCCCGGAGCCCACCUUCGACCUGAAGGUGGGGAUGCAGUGCUGGGUGACCGGCUGGAGCCAGGCCAAGCUGCGCUACUCAGCCAACUCCACGCUGACCCCCGAGCUGCAGGAGGCGGAGGUGUUUAUCAUGGACAACAAGAGGUGUGACCAGAUUUACCGGAAAGAGUCCCCCAUCCCCCACAUCCUCCCCCUUGUCUUGGGGGACAUGAUCUGUGCCACCAAUUACGGAGAAAACCUGUGCAAUGGGGACCCUGGGGGCCCAUUGGCUUGCGAAGUGGAGGACAGGUGGAUUCUGGCUGGGGUGAUGUCCUGGGAAAAGGCUUGUGCCAAAGCACAGAACCCAGGUGUGUACACACGCGUCACCAAAUACAGCAAAUGGAUCAAGAACCAAAUGAGCAACAGGGCUCUCUCAGGCCCCUGCACCUCCGUCUGGCUCCUUCUCCUGACCUGGCUGCUGCCUCUCCGGAUGGGCCCCUGA
Myotis lucifugus (little brown bat) is the source of this 900-nucleotide messenger RNA. It is a transcript of the gene PRSS45, whose product is annotated as serine protease 45. The transcript has 6 exons. Bases 1 to 900 code for a protein of 299 amino acids. The record is from RefSeq and is a predicted model, not a curated record. Gene Ontology annotation, biological process: proteolysis. Lineage: Eukaryota; Metazoa; Chordata; Mammalia; Chiroptera; Vespertilionidae. Gene Ontology annotation, molecular function: serine-type endopeptidase activity.